Teleopsis dalmanni is the source of this 2352-nucleotide messenger RNA. RefSeq names its product serine/threonine-protein kinase pakD. The coding region runs from base 1 to 2226 and encodes 741 amino acids. Lineage: Eukaryota; Metazoa; Arthropoda; Insecta; Diptera; Diopsidae. Gene Ontology annotation, biological process: protein peptidyl-prolyl isomerization. Gene Ontology annotation, molecular function: peptidyl-prolyl cis-trans isomerase activity; zinc ion binding. The transcript is spliced from 2 exons. The record is from RefSeq and is a predicted model, not a curated record.
AUGGACUAUUCAGUAGCACCAGAACUGGAAGAGUUAACACUAUGCAGGAGCUGCAAAUUGCCAUUUAACGAUCACGAUGCCGUACCGAAAUUACUUACAUGUCACCAUUAUUUUUGUCUCAAAUGUGUCAAUCAACUGCUACGUAAAGGUAACGAUGAACUUUAUUGUAGCGACUGUUAUAAUCGCACCGAUUUACAAGGACCAGAGUCCAAACCCGAAAACCUUCGCACAUAUAAACCAAUCUUAUAUUUAACACAAAAUCUAAAUACGCUUAAUUUUAAAAUCAAAUAUCAACGUUCCUCGUCGAUAACUUCGAAUGGCUCGAAUGGCGGUAGUUUUGGUAGCAACAACAACAUUCACAUGCACGCCAACACAAAUGGCAGCAAUGGCAAUUUGAAUUGCACUGCCAACAGCAGCACCAACCUAAACGAUAAAAUGAAGAUAGGCGAAAAUUGUCUGACCCAUGCAAUGCCGAAUACUUUAUGGUGCAAUGCCUGCAGUAUGUUGCUAUGCCGUGCCUGUGCUGCCACUGAGGAGCAUCGCUCACACGCUGUCAAGAAUCAGUUGGAGGCAAAGGAAGCACUGCACAACGAUAUCACAAACGAGUUGAAGACUAUACAGAAUACGUUGAAUGACAUGCAGCGCUUGGUAUUGAAACAACGUGAUUUUUUGCUCAAAAUACUUGAGAGUUGCACUAUGCUUAAGACACAAAUCGAAAGCGAAUUAAUCAAUCACAUACCGACUUUGGAGUUUGCCGAAAUGCAUGAGAGUUUGAGCAAAGCACGUUUAUGCUUGGAAAUGUGUGACAAGCAAACACCAGCCGAGGCAUUGAAACUUUUUAACACGUUGCAUACUGAAAAGCAGCGUUUGACAGCAAAGUAUCAAGAAAUUUUCUUACAGUGUAAGCUCGAUGACUUGAUACGCAAUUUUGGCUUUGUUUUCGACUUCGACUUGAUAAAGCAAGCCCUAAUACAGCUGCACAAUUGCGCGGUCAAUGGAGGAAAUUUCGAUAGUUUCGGUGUUGGGCUUAAUGGUGUCAAUGCGAUGCCACAAAAUCCAGUUUUAUUACUGGCCAAUUAUUGCAUAUCUCAAUUAUAUUCACGACACAUGUUAGUCUUAAAACAACAACAACAGCAAGCGCAACAACAGCAACAACAGUUACAACAACAGCAAUUACUCAAUAAGGGAUUACUCACUUCAAUGAUCUCACACAAUAAUCUGUCAUCGAAUUUAAAUGGCACAAUCACUAGUAGCUCAUUUGCACAUGCCACAUAUGCACAAGCAUUGCAACAGAAUCAACAAUCAAUCACAACAGUACAGCAGCAGCAGCAGCAGCAGCAGCAACAACAGCAGCAGCAACAACCAUCACACAACAACGAUUCCCCUGUGUCCAAAAGUUAUGCUGAUAUCACCACAACAAAUAAUAAAUCGAAUUUACAUGCUCAACAACAGCAACAGCAACAUCAACAAUUAUUGCAACAGCAACAGCAGCAGCAGCAGCAGCAACAAACGUCCAAUGGUUUUCCGGAGCUUGCACCCAUCGGGACGCCAGCCUCAAACAAUAAUGUCACAACGGUCGCACGUAAUACCACGUCUCAACUCUUCGCCGGCAACGAUUUAAGUGGUUUGGGCUUAAGUUUGUUGCAUUUACAACAUCAAGCACAAACCCAACAGCAGCAGCAAACCAAAUCUUCAAUGCUGCUAAAUCCGACUGUGCACGUUUAUCCAAUCUACUACUUCAACAUCGAAAUUAAUGGCCAACACAACGGACGUAUACUGAUUGAGGUGCGCAGUGAUGCGGCACCGAAAAUGGCAAAGAAUUUUAAUGCCUUAGCAACACACGAGCUGGGCUAUGGAUAUAAAGGUUGCCAUAUCUUUCAGUGUUGGGAAAACGAGAGCAUUAUCACAGGUGACUUUGAACUUAACAAUGGACGUGGCGGCCGUUCAGUAUACGAUGAAGGCUACUUUAUGCCUGAUGAUACGAAAAUUUUGGCAAUACGCGGUUCGGUUGGCAUGCGUCGUAGUCAAAAGCGGCACGAUAAUUUGGGUUUAGUUGGUUCACAGUUUCGUAUAAUUUUAAGGGAAAUGCGUGGUUUUACUGGCAUAUUCGCAUUCGUGGUUGAGGGGUUGGAACUAGUUGAGAAAAUAUCUCAAACGGGUGAUGCAACUGGUAAGCCACAAAGUAGUGUUGUGAUUGCUAGUUGCGGCAAGUAUCAGUUGGGUUAAUGGUGCGUAAGGGAUGUCAUUAAAUGAAACGAGUACAUUUGAUAAAGCAGAGACGGAAACGGAAAUGGAACGAAAAACAAAAGCAACACAUAAAAAUUUAUAAGUUGUAAACAAUUUCACAGUUUG